GAAAUACGUACGACAGAUCAAUUAUAGUUGACGGAGAAGAAGCAUCUCUCGUGGUGUUUGACAUAUGGGAGCAGGAUGACAGCCAAUGGCUUCAGAACCACUGUAUGAAAAUGGGAGAUGCCUAUAUUAUUGUAUAUUCAGUGACAGACAAAGUUAGUUUUGAAAAGGCUUCUGAGCUAAGAAUCCAGCUAAGAAGAGCAAGGCAAACAGAAGACAUUCCUAUUAUUCUUGUUGGCAAUAAAAGUGACCUGGUCAGGUCCCGGGAAGUCUCAGUUGAUGAGGGACGGGCCUGUGCCGUUGUGUUUGACUGCAAAUUCAUCGAGACCUCAGCUGCUCUUCAUCAUAAUGUCAAGGACCUGUUUGAAGGUAUUGUUCGGCAAAUCAGACUUCGCAAAGACAGUAAAGAAGACAACGCUAGGAGAAUGGCCAACACAAAAAGAAGAGAAAGCAUAGGCAAAAAAGCAAAGCGAUUCCUUGGGAGAAUUGUGGCAAAGAACAAUAAGAAGAUGGCUUUCAAAGCAAAAUCAAAGUCUUGCCAUGACUUAUCUGUGCUUUAGAAGCUUUCAGCAAGGCCAGAUGUUGCACGUGGGUGAUGAAAAAGCAUUUGACUCUUAUGAGAAGUGUAUGGAUGAUCCUCAUGGUGAUAUAACAAGAAUGACUUCUCAGUUGAGACUCUCAUUAAUGCCUUAAGGUGCACAAGCAAGUCCGGAAGUUACUCUACAAUGUCUGCUUCAUUGAUAAAUGGUUUAAGUUUCAAUGUGUACAAGUAACUGAACUUUAAAUAAGUGGCUUGAUAUGGCCAUAUUUUCACUGUGUACAUAUGUUAUAUAUCCUCUUGUCCUGUGGAUACCAGUGAUGCAAAGAUAAGAAAGGAUGAUGAUGAGUAUCACCAUAGACUUGUCUCAUUUGCAGAGCAAAACUUUAACUUGUACGCAGGCUCGUACACUCUUUUUAGUAUAAAGCAAGCAAUGAUAAAUCUUUUUAAACUUAAAUGUGGGGAGGCGGGAGUAGAACCAUAUUAGAAUGGGAGAAAACAAGUUAUAUAUAUAUAUAUAGUUAAAUACAGAACAGAUAUCAUUUUAUGAAGUUAAUUUGCACUUCCAUUAACAGUUAUUCAAUUAAUUUGUUACUUGUUUACAUGCAGAUUUUAUAAUAAAGUAUUAUUUCCUGUUAUAA
Molecule: messenger RNA, 1176 nt
Organism: Pterocles gutturalis (yellow-throated sandgrouse)
Lineage: Eukaryota; Metazoa; Chordata; Aves; Pterocliformes; Pteroclidae
Gene: RRAD
Product: Ras-related associated with diabetes
Exons: 3
Cellular component (GO): plasma membrane
Molecular function (GO): calcium channel regulator activity; GTP binding; GTPase activity
Source: RefSeq, a predicted model, not a curated record